Molecule: messenger RNA, 228 nt
Organism: Angiostrongylus costaricensis
Lineage: Eukaryota; Metazoa; Nematoda; Chromadorea; Rhabditida; Metastrongylidae
Source: the annotation of a GenBank genome assembly
AUGACAACCGAUGGACAAAAGCCGUUAGUGACUGGAUUCCUCGGGAUGUCAAAUGUACUACAGGAAGACCGCGGACGCGAUGGUCAAGAGUUCUUCACAAAGAGCCUUGAAGAAGAAUAUGAUGCUCGACGAGUCCCUAGAGCGAGCAAAACCCACUGGGCUACUCUUGCACGCGACGAGAAAAAAUGGAAGAUUUACUGGCACCCGCUCGAGUCACUGGACGAUUAA